This is a messenger RNA of Paramecium tetraurelia, 543 nucleotides long. RefSeq lists its product as uncharacterized. Gene Ontology annotation, molecular function: succinyl-CoA:3-oxo-acid CoA-transferase activity. Lineage: Eukaryota; Ciliophora; Oligohymenophorea; Peniculida; Parameciidae. The transcript has 2 exons. The record is from RefSeq and is a predicted model, not a curated record.
AUGACAAUUCAUUUCCAUACAGAAAUUGGUGCAAUUGGAGUUGGUCCAUAUCCUAAAUUAGGCCAAGAAUUAGGUGAUCUUUAAAAUGCAGGAAAAGAAUCAUGCACAUUGAAUCCUGGUGCCACUACUUUUGAAAGUAGUGAGUCCUUUGGCAUCAUCAGAGGAGGACAUUUAGAUAUGACCGUAUUGGGAGCUAUGUAAAUCACAAAACAAGGAGAUAUUGCUAAUUGGGUCAUUCCAGGAAAGAUGGUGAAAGGAAUGGGAGGAGCUAUGGAUUUAGUUGCUUCUGGAUCUAAAGUGUUGGUAGUCAUGGAACACACUGCCAAAGGAGAGGUGAAAUUCGUUAAUCAAUUGUAAUAUCCAGCAACAGGAAUGAACAAAGUUAGUCAAGUUAUUACAGACAAGGCUGUAUUUGUUAAGAGAGAUGGUUAAAUUGGUUUUGACAGAAAUCUCAAGUGAUACUACUCUUGAAUGGGUUAGAGCCAAUACAGGAUUCGAAUUAACAGUUGCAGACGAUCUAAAAACCUUCUAAGUUUGAUACAA